UCGCUUCUAAAGCUUAUUCAUCGUUUCUAUCUCCGAUCCCUUUUUUUAUUAUUUGUGUUUAUUGCUGAGCCAUCGACUGGCUGAUCGGGUUGAAGGCUCAGUUGGAAAGGGGGACCUUUGGGGAGUGAGUUCUCAGAUUGAACACUUGCAGUGGGACCCCGAAAACUGACUGUUUCAAGCUUCGAAGGACAGGACACAUUUUGAAAACCCCGUUCAUGCUUGCCGGGCCAGCACAAGCCGAAGCCCACGAGAAAAAGAUCUACAUAAUUGUUUUUCAGAGUGUCCUGCAUCAUCUGCUGCGGAUCGCGCAAGAUUGGAGCUCUCAACAAUAAUUAUGUCUAGUUCUGCGGCAAGGAAGGAAUUUGAAUCCGGGGAGCAGUUGCAAAGACCACCUCCAAGACAGGCACCCUUCAAGUUUCUGGUGCCACUGGUGUAUGCUCCGAUCUUGCCCUUAAUCAGAAUUGGAUUGAGGAAGCAGCCUGUAUUAAGAGAUCGUGCGUUCACUAUUGUCCUUGGUGCAGCUCUUCUUCAUGGAGGCUACUUAGUAGCUGACUUGUAUGAUGUAGAGAGCAAGUGAGAUUGAACCGGAAAGAUUGAGCUUGAUCAAACCAAACUCAGCUUUUUCACCGCUGUGUUUAGCACCAAUGUUUCCAAGUUCACUAAGCUGACUGUCGGCAAGUGCACUCGAUGAUGUGCAAAUUCAGUUGAAGGACUAAAGAUAGAUCAUAAUUAAUGCCGUUGUCGAGAGAAGGAUGGUAGCACCUCCCAGCCACAGCAGGGUGGGUUAAUGGUCUUCAGGCUAUUACUCGAGUAAAAUUUAAAGUUGAGUACUUUUGAUGAAUUCUCCCGGUGUUGUGUUAUCGAUGAAACGUUACAUACUGCGUGCUCUA
This is a messenger RNA of Marchantia polymorpha subsp. ruderalis, 890 nucleotides long. The record is from the annotation of a GenBank genome assembly. Lineage: Eukaryota; Viridiplantae; Streptophyta; Marchantiopsida; Marchantiales; Marchantiaceae.